This is a messenger RNA of Penicillium longicatenatum, 1653 nucleotides long. RefSeq names its product putative AIF-like mitochondrial oxidoreductase (Nfrl) (gene nfr1). Gene Ontology annotation, cellular component: cytoplasm. The record is from RefSeq and is a predicted model, not a curated record. Bases 1 to 1653 code for a protein of 550 amino acids. Lineage: Eukaryota; Fungi; Ascomycota; Eurotiomycetes; Eurotiales; Aspergillaceae. Gene Ontology annotation, molecular function: oxidoreductase activity, acting on NAD(P)H; flavin adenine dinucleotide binding; 2 iron, 2 sulfur cluster binding. The transcript is spliced from 3 exons.
AUGACCCAAGAAUACAAAUUGAAAGGUGUAAGCUCCUUCGGGGAACUGAAAAACACCGACAAAAUCGAAGCUGAGGUGGAAGGUGUCCCCGAUGGAAAAGUGCUGCUUGUCAAUAUGGAUGGCAAGAUCCAUGCGAUGAGCCCCCACUGUACGCAUUAUGGUGCACCGUUGAAGAAUGGCGUUGUGUCACCGGAUGGACGGCUUACUUGUCCUUGGCAUGGAGCCUGCUAUAACAUCGGGACUGGAGAUGUCGAAGAUGCACCCGCUCUUAACGCCUUGCACAAAUUUGACGCUUUUGAGAAAGACGGCGCAGUUUACAUCCGUGCUACAGAGGCCGAUAUCAAAUCUGGUCAGAGAAACCCCGUGGGCAAGUGCAGUAUCUCUGACUCAGACGAUAAAGUUGUCAUUAUCGGAGGCGGAAGCGGAACAAUCGGCGUAGUCCAAGCACUUCGCGAACUUAAAUACCCCGGUCACAUAACUAUCAUUUCCACGGAAUCUGAAUACGUGAUUGAUCGCACGAAGCUCUCCAAGGCACUGAUUCCAGACGCAUCCAAGAUCCUCUGGCGUCCAGCUGAAUGGUACGCCGAGGCAGGGAUCGAAACGCUCGUUGACGAAGUCAAGGCCGUGGACUUCUCGUCAAGGCUCCUCUCCACCGCUUCAGGAAAGAGCAUCUCAUAUACGAAGCUUGUGCUAGCAACAGGAGGAACGCCUCGCUCGCUCCCACUACCAGGCUUCAAGGAUAAUGAACUCCAGAACAUCUUCACACUCCGCCAUGUCGCCGAUGUCCAGGAUAUCCUCGCAGCAACAGGCGACGAGAAGAAACAGAUUGUAGUAAUCGGCUCCUCAUUCAUCGGCAUGGAGGUCGGCAACGCACUAGCCGGUAAAGAACAUAAAGUCACAAUCGUGGGAAUGGAAAGCGCCCCAAUGGAACGCGUGAUGGGCACCCAAGUCGGCCAGAUCUUCCAACGCAACCUGGAGAAGAACGGCGUCUCGUUCAAGCUCUCUGCAGGCGUGGAAAAAGCUACACCGUCGCAGUCAACGCCCAAUGCCGUUGGCGCAGUUCAUCUAAAAGAUGGCACCGUUCUCCCAGCCGAUCUGGUCGUUCUAGGCGUCGGCGUCCGUCCCGCAACGGACUACCUCCAAAAUAACGUCUCCCUCACACUUCAGAAGGACGGAUCUCUAGCAACGGAUUCCAAUUUCCUUGUCGAAGGCCAUAAAUCCGUCUUUGCGAUCGGUGAUAUAGCUACAUACCCCUACCACGGUCCAGGAGGGAAUGGAAAACCCAUCCGAAUCGAACACUGGAAUGUAGCGCAAAACGCCGGACGGGCCGUUGCCCGUGCGAUUGUCCAUUCGAGACAUUCGCCUCUUUCUUCUCUCCCGCCUAAGCCGUUUAUCCCAAUUUUCUGGUCUGCGCUUGGUGCUCAGUUGCGGUACUGUGGAAAUACGGUGGGAGGAUAUGAUGAUGUGGUCAUGAAAGGCGAGCCGGAGAACGGGAAGUUUGCGGCUUAUUAUACCAGUGGGGAUGUGGUUGUUGCUGUUGCUACCAUGGGGAUGGAUCCUAUUAUGUCUAAGUCGGCGGAUUUGAUGAAGAGGGGAAAGAUGCCUGGGAAAAAGGAGAUCGUUAGUGGGGUGGAUGUGUUGCAGGUCAAGUAG